GGAAAGCUCCGGCCCGGGUUUCCCGGCGUCCCGGUGCCAUCCGGGGGGAAGAAUUCAGGCGGCAGCAAUCUCGGGAGGGAUGAGGAAGGUGGUGGUGUGGCAACUGCUGCUUCAGGUUGUUCCCUUUUUCGCGCCCGGCGGGGCAGAACCCUGAGCGGUGCGUGGGUGCGGGCGCCGGGCCGUGUCCGGCCCACGGGCGGGGGGCGGCACUGCGCGCCGGGUGGGCCGCGGCGGGGCCCCCGCAGGGCGCCCGCUGUGGGAAGGCCGCCUGCGGCUGCCUGUCUGUCUGUCUGCUUGUCUGUCUGCCUGUCUGCUCGCCGUCUGCUCUCUGUGGGAGCCGCCUCACUCAUCGCUUUUACGUUCUUAGCUGCAUUGCUGGGGCGCGGUGUCAGUCCCGGGGGUCCCGGCCCUCCCGCAGAACUUGGGUUUGCCCUUAGACCAGCCCUGCGCAAACCGUCAUGUAGUUUUGGUUUUGUUUUGCUUCUGAAAAUGUUUUGAAAAAUACGUGGAAAGUAAGAGAGAAUGAAUGGUUUUAGCUGUGAGGAGCCGUAAUGCAUGAUACUGGUCUCUAUAUAACUUGCAGGUGAAGGUGACAUUUCUGGUGUCAUUUGUUCCCCUAUCGCAGCAAUCUGAACUUUUCCCAAGGGAAAGCUGGCGAGGAAAUCCAACGUGCGGUGUGUGCGCCUCUGUGCUGGGAUUCCUGUCUCUAUUCCAUGCUAUGUGUUUCAUAAAUUGGCAGCCAGAUUUUCACUUGUCUGCACAAGCAUCCAUAGUUCUUCUCUUUUUUCUCUUCUUCAUAAAUAUUAUAUCUGGAAGUUAGAAUUACUGCUGUAGUGGAGAAAUUUAUUACAGGACCUGUGGGAUUUAAGAAUAUGUCUCCAAAGAAAAUUUGCUGCUUCUACAGUCUUCCAUCAUAGUGUACAAUUGAUGAUUUCACUUGAAAUACCUAUCUGAAGAAACUUAACAGUAGGAAGGUGUAAUUGCUUUCUAAAAAUGUUAAAAGUUCAGCACUAUGUAGCAGCUGACAGCACACCCAAGAAAAAGCCAUAUAUUUGUGACAUUUGCCAUAAACAUUUUGAAACUCCAUCAAAAUUAUCAAGGCAUUAUCUGAUACACACUGGUCAAAAACCGUUUGAAUGUCAUGUAUGCCAUAAAACAUUUAGGCAGCUAGUCCACCUGGAGAGGCAUCAGUUAACCCAUAACCUGCCUUUUAAGUGUAUUGUUUGUUAUAGAAACUUCAAAAACUUGAUCACUUUCUUAAAGCAUCAGCAGCUUCAUAAUGAAAAUUAUCAGAAUAAUACCAAGCAAGCAGAAAACUCUGUGAAUUCUGAGCAAGAGAGGGUAACUUGUGGCACACUUCAAUAUUCUGUGUGCAGGAAACCUUUUAAAACUGGAGAGAGGUGUGCGAAGGCAGAUAAUCCACACGAGGCCAGGAGAAAGAAAACUCACACUUGUGAUUCAUGUAACAAGACAUUUCCAUCAAGAUCUAAGCUAGAAAGACACUUCCUUAUUCACACUGGCCAGAAACCUUUUAAGUGUUCCUCGUGUGGUAAAUCUUUCAGACAGUCAACACACUUGAAAAUCCAUCAGCUCACACACACAGAAGAAAGGCCUUUUCGGUGCUGCUUUUGUCAGAAGGGGUUUAAAAUAAAAAGUGAACUCAUGAAGCAUAAACAGCUCCAUGCCAGAAAUAAGACUUUCCCCAAUAUUGUGUACAAGGCAAGGACUCUUAAAUGCCCCAGACCACACAACCUGUUGGAAGGAAAGAGGGAUAGUUUUGAGAAUGUUGACGCUUAUGAGUCACAGGAGAAUGACCCACAUGAAGUUCACUCGAUUUAUAUUGUACCCUUUCAGUGCCCAGCAUGUGAGCAGUGUUUUGAAAUGGAGCAGGUUCUAAAUUUGCACAAAUGUUAUCUGAGAGAUGGCAGAAGUUCAAAUAAUGGUACAACAGCAUGCAGCCAUGCAGUCAGCAUGAAAAAUAAGAUCCUGAUGAAGCUGAAGCAUAUUGGAGGAAAGGCAACAGAUUUUUCUCUGACUGACAGAAAAAAAAUAAAAUCAGGUCACUUUAAAAGUCCUGACCUGGUUGCAGCUAGAGAUCAGUGUUCUGAUCAGCAUGCUGCUACUAAACCUUUGAAGGAUUGUCACAGCAAGCUUGACAUGCACGAGGCACUCAGUAAUCGGACGAAAAGAACAUUUGCUGUGCCAUUACUUUGGCAAGAGCACCCACAACCUCACGACUUUGGAAUUAAUUUAAAAGGUAUGGUUACUCGUAAAAGCAUGUUAAACAUCGAUGAUUCACUGGAUAAUAGAGACACUUCUUGUGGUUCAUCAGAUGAUGGUUUCUUUCAUAAUCCAGAAGUACUCCACUCUGCUUUUUCAGCUUCUGCUAAAAAUGUACAUAACGGACACAGAGUGUGUAAAUGUGACAGAUGUGAAAAAAUCUUUCCGUCUUCAUCCAAACUUCAAAGACAUUAUCUUAUACACACGGGACAGAAGCCCUUUGGUUGUAAUGUUUGUGGGAAGACAUUUAGACAGUCAGCUCACUUAAAAAGACAUCAGCUCACCCAUACUGAAAAGAGACCCUAUAAAAGCCCCAUUUGCCAGGUAGAAUUUGAAAACCUGAACAAACAUCUCGGUCACCAGGAAGAUCACAUUGAAUUUGAGUCUUCCCAGCCUGUGGGUUGUUUGGGUUAUACUCAAACACCUUUGCAGGCAUCUAGCUUUCAAGAAUUCGUGAUUCAGUCAAACCAAGCAGCUGAAAUCAAAGUUGAAAUCCAGUCAGAGGACUUUGUUCUUGACACCAGCAGUAGAAACACACAGCCGUGCUUGUGUAGUAAAUUGUUGGAAACAGAGCAAAGCUGUUACAGCUAUUGGCAUGAUUUUUCUGAAGGUACUGAAAAAAGUGAAGUUACUAACAAACUGUAUCAGUGCAGUAUCUGCUUUAAAACUUAAUCACCUUCUAAGCUUGAAAGACAUUACCUAAUGCAUGCUGGACAGAAGUCGUUUGAAUGUUUAGUUUAUGGUAAAAAUUUCAGACAGGCCUCACAUUUGAAAAGACAUCACCUUAUUCACUGUAAAGAGAGAUUAAAGCUGAGUUCCACUGAGCAACAACCAGAGAAUAUAUUGUUUUUAUCAAAACUGGAUAAUGUCCUAUGAAAUUAUAUAUUAAAAUUUUUGGUUACAUAAAAGACUUAUGUUAGACCAAACAGUUGACUGAAGGAGAUUAUCUUCUGUUAUGGAGAUGACUUGGUGAAGAGUUAAUUUACUGUCUUCAGAACUCUCUACUUGAUGUAACUUGCGAUGAAUGUGAGAAGAUGUUUAAAACAAAACAAAAAAUAUGCAAAAAAAAAAAAGCCAUUUUGCAUUUAUUUUCCUAAAUUAAUUUAUAAAUACACAUUCUUACAGCAUUAAUAGUGUUGCAGCAAUCUGUGGUGAUACAUGAAUCAGAUAUUUUAAAAGUUACACCUUUUCCCAUAUAGUAUUUUAUAUUAUGCUGUCCGGUGAUAACUAUCAGAAAAGUAAAGAUAAACAGGUAAUUUCCAAAAUACAGGAAAAACGGUCCAUUUACUUUCUUCUGGCUCCCUAUAUGUUGCAAACAAAGGACACAUGCUGUAUUUAUUUCACACUUUCUAAAAAAUAACUUAUUUUUAGAUAGAAGAUACAAAAAAGAAGAAAUUAGAAAAGAGAAAAAGUUUAAUGAUGAAAAAUGUUAAUGUGGCAUUAUAGUCAAUUGAAAAAAUUUAACUGCUUGGUAAUGUGCUUGGAGAUCUAUGGAUAAGGACUUAGAUCUUUUCCCUUUUUAUGAUAAAAUAUAGGUAGACAAUGCUUAAAUAGCAGGAUUUAUAAUCAAUUAAUCCACUUUACCAUUUAAUUUUCUCCACUUCUUUGUAUAUCCCUUGCCUCUUCUAGCUUUUUUUGGCCAAUUUAUACAAUACUGAAGUAUUUUUCUGCAAGAAAAGAGAAGAAAUUAUCAUUAACAUUACUAACGGGCUUACUAUCUGUUCCAGUCUCCUUCUAGCGUAUAUGUUGCACCAGUAGAAGAAUUGUUCUCUAAGAUGCGAUAAUAACUUAGACAAGCGGUUUUGCAGGAAGUCAUGUUCUCGUUACAUUAAAUAAAAGAGACCGAAAACGACUUUUAGUUCAAA
Molecule: messenger RNA, 4145 nt
Organism: Tyto alba (common barn owl)
Lineage: Eukaryota; Metazoa; Chordata; Aves; Strigiformes; Tytonidae
Gene: ZNF770
Product: zinc finger protein 770
Biological process (GO): regulation of transcription by RNA polymerase II
Molecular function (GO): RNA polymerase II cis-regulatory region sequence-specific DNA binding; DNA-binding transcription factor activity
Source: RefSeq, a predicted model, not a curated record